Messenger RNA from Hemiscyllium ocellatum (epaulette shark), 8137 nucleotides. It is a transcript of the gene c2cd2l, whose product is annotated as c2cd2 like. Bases 497 to 2644 code for a protein of 715 amino acids. The record is from RefSeq and is a predicted model, not a curated record. The transcript has 14 exons. Gene Ontology annotation, molecular function: phosphatidylinositol transfer activity; phosphatidylinositol binding. Gene Ontology annotation, biological process: positive regulation of insulin secretion involved in cellular response to glucose stimulus. Gene Ontology annotation, cellular component: cytoplasmic side of apical plasma membrane. Lineage: Eukaryota; Metazoa; Chordata; Chondrichthyes; Orectolobiformes; Hemiscylliidae.
CGCUCUGAAUGCUGGGCCGGAGCCAUCUCGAUUCCGGGCUGAGCCCGGGAGCAGGGAGGGGAAGCUCUGUGCCUGACUCUGCCGUUUUGAUCAGAGACACGGAGAAUUACAGCAAGCAGCGUCUCCUGGAGAAGGGAGGGCGCGAUCCAGUGCCGCCGUCCCGGGAAAUCACCUGGUGGUUCUUGCCACGCCAGCAAUUUCAGCUCCAGCCUCGGGAGCAUUAUCCAGGACCUCAAUGGAUCGAUCACCUCGUUAAGGGUCGCUGCUGCCCGAGGCGGGGGGGACUCUGUCGAUGUCAAGUUGCAAUGUUUCAUGUUGCAGUUGCCUCCUCGAUACAAUGUAGCGAGUGUGAGGUGUUGCUGUGAAUCUAGCGGCAGGCAAGGGAGGAGGAGUUGUUACAGUGUCGCCGGGAAAGGAUACACUUUAUCCAGGCGGGGGACUGCCGGAUUGGAGAGGCUGUACUCUUUAUGUCUGAGCCCGGCGGCCCCCUCUCUCCAUGCCCGUCAUGUCUGUGCUGUUCAGCCUGCUCGGCAGCUCCUCUGGGCCGGCUCUCCUGCAGCACGCCGGCUGGCUCGCCCUCCUGCUCCUGUUCGCAGCUUCCAUCGUGACCGUCCUGACCUGGCUGGUGCAGUACUCCUUCGGGGUUUGGAGGCGAGGCGCCGGGGACAGGCAGCGUCCUCCUGCCAGCCUGGGCAUUUGGAGCUCCCUCUUGAAACUCGGCUGCUCCCGGGAAGACAGCGUCUCGGGCUCGGGGCUCAAGCGUCUCGUCACUUCCCUGUUCUCCUUCAAGUCCUUCAGAGACAAUUGGCAAAAAACGUGGAUCAAAGCGCUGAACGACCAGGCUUGUCGCAUUGGGAGCUCUGUGCAGAUCAGUUUUGAAGAGGGACCACAGCUACCCUCAACGGCAAGCAUCAGUCACGUGACAUGUACGGACCAAUCCGAACAGAGUAUGGUUCUUUGCUGUCAGUUGAUGGUCGAUGCAAUUCAGUUCCCUGUCUCUGUUACCCAGCAGUCUCCAGCUGCCGUUUCCAUGGAAUCCUACCAGGUGACCUUGGCUCCACUUAAAGCCCAGAUGGAGAUUUGUUUGGAAGAAGCAGAGGUUGAGGGGCUGCUGGUCACUUGGUCAUUCAAGGAACCCCCUGCUCUAUCCCUCACAGUCACCUCCAAACUGCAAAAAGGGGGGAUUGAGGGGAAAGCAGAUGUUUCCACCAUCCAAGAACUGAUUGAGGAUACAAUCGUCAGCACUAGUCCAGCCAUGUUGGUCAAUCUCAAGGCACACAUAACAAAUACAACAGUACUUGCCGAGAAGUUUGGGAAGGGAUUGGCCUCUCCAUCAAAAGCAGCAGUAAAUGCCGGAUGCAGGCUGCUGGUCAGGGAGCUGAAGGCAAACGUCAGCAGAGCGGAAGGAGUGGGAAGUGGAGAGCUGUGCUGUGUAUUGGAACUUGACAGCCCCAUACAGCUUAAGAGAACAACACCUGUUCUGCCCAAGUCUCUAAGUGCAAACUCGGAACUGAAGUGGAAUGAUGAGCUGAUCUUUGAGCUGGGGGCAAGAAGCAAAGAGUUGAAGGUGAAAAUCAUGGAGAAGUUGGAGCAAAGUGAGAACAUGGUAUUAGGGCAGAGUGUGAUCCCACUGGAUUUAUCUCGGAGAUCCCCUUCUGGAUGUCAUAACUUUCCAUUAACAGCCACUCCGAAGAUGUCAAAUACUCUGACUGGAUCAGUGUCACUGGAGUUGAGUUAUAUAGAACCUGCAGAUUCUAAGACAGUCCAAUCACUGGUUCCUGCAAGAACAGUCACCCCUACAAAAAAGAUUGAAAUGGACCGAACCAUAAUGCCCGAUGGCACCAUAGUGACAACGGUAACGACCAUCCAAUCCCGGCCCAAGGUCGAUGGAAAGAUAGAUUCUCCGACACGGUCACCUUCCAAGGUGGAAGUAACAGACAAGAGGUCCAUCAAGAUGGAAGAUAGUUCUAUCAAUGUGUCUCCCAGUAAUGCAGCGGAUAAUCACCUGGCCAAUGGUUUGGAUCCUGUGGUACAGACAGCAAUCCGGCAGCUGACAGAAUCCGCCAACAAGCCCAGCAAAAGGACUCCAACGAAACGCAGCACCCUGAUUAUAUCGGGCAUCUCCAAGGCCCCCAUCGAUCAGGAAGAAAUGGCUCUUUCUGUGGGCUAUGCAGCUUCCAUGGAUGCCUCACUGCAGGGGGAGCCAGGCUUGGCGGCUCUGCCCCACUCCAGUGCUCAGAAUGCGCUUGAAUCUCCGAAAUCUGCCGACUCCCAGAGCCAGCGGCAGGUGGUCAGUCAGGAGCUGGAUGAAGCAGCUGUGUCAGAUAUCUCCGAGCGGCCUUCGGUGGAUGAUGUUGAAUCAGAAACUGGGUCAACAGGAGCACUCGAAACAAGGAGCUUGAAGGAUCACAAAGUUGGCUUUCUGCGCAGCAGCACCAAGCUCCUGUUCCGGAAGAGAAGCAAGCAGAAGGAUCCAGGUUUCAGUCACUCGCACGAUGACCUGUCCAACGUGAGUGACAGCCCUGCCUCCACGCGGAAAAAAUCAGGCAGCUUCUCGCGGAAGCUCAUCAAGCGUUUCUCAUUCAAGUCCAAGUCGAAAUCUAAGGCCAGUGCCAAUGGCAGCACUGCAGCGAGUGGGAACUGACCGCACUGCGCUCUGCAGGGAGGCUUGUGUGAUAAAACGCCUGGGAGCUGGACUACCUCGGGUAGAGCAACAGGCAACGAGGCACUUGGGCCGAGUGGGGGUUUUUGCAGCAAUUUGUAUCCUGGUCCCUUUUCAAUGACACUUCCCAUGAAAUGACAGGUGUACUGCCGACUUUCAUCGACCAUCACUUGUAAAAGCCACUGUGCAGUGACAUUCCCCCUUGGUUACGUUACAUAACAUCAACGUGUGGAGGAUACCUGCCGCUUUUAACGUCCUGGAGCUGAGGAUGACCUUGAGUCACGAACUGAGACAGAAGGCGUUUGUUUGGUGACACUAGCUUUGAAUGCAAAUUAUCUCGACACCCCCUUCACCUCUCCCCUACUUUAUUUAUUGAAAAUCUAUAACGACGUCAGCGGUUUUGGCAGCAAAAUGUUUUAGAAGAACUAGAUUCUAUGAAAUCCUGUUUUAUUGUUUUAUUUGGGACAAAUGAAGCAAGUCACUUUGUUGAUUGCUAACUAUUCUUUACUGUUUGCUGAGAUGUAUCAUAUUGAUGUUUUGGAAAUGUAGCUGAAAAGAUAAAUGUAAACUCUUUCACUACUCAAAAAGAGGGGAAAACAAAACAAACCCUGACUUGAUUUUGGUGCACCGAUCGACUCCCUGAACAGAACCGAGAAGUGGAUAGUGAGAUGAAUUAUCUUCACAUAACUGAAGGAUAAUGUCAGCAAACCGGACUUUUUAUUUUGUCUGUAUUCUGCACUUAGUUGUUCCAGUUCACAGAUCACAAUGGCAGAUGUCCUCUUAAGUUUUUCUAAAUGUUUGUGUGACACAUUUAAGCUGAAGUAUUGAAUUCAAUUCUGGACAUUUUAAGGAACUGAACUAAUUCCUUUAAUGAAAGUGUAAUGGUGGUUUCCGAAAACAUUACCGACAAUGUGUGGACUUCAGUUGCGUGACCAUCAAGACAUGCUGGGGUGGCUCCCCUUAAGAACAGAGAUGGUUCCAGAGAAAUUCAGUGGGGUUGUUCAAAAUUAUCCAUGGGGUUUUAAUUGAGUACCUGAGAGGAAAUUAUUUCCAACAAGAGGAAUGGUCAAUGGUCAAAGAGCUUGGUCUAAGUUACUCGGCAGAGGAACCAGAGGUAAAAUGGGAUUUUAAAAGGAAUUAAAUGUGGUGAGUUGUUGUGACCUGAAGCACACCAGCCUAAAAGUUGGUAGAAUUGGAUUUGACAGUCAUUUUCAGAAAGGAGUUGAUUAAGUACAAAGGGUGGAGAAAAGCCCACGUCCUUGGGGAAUGAUGGAGUGGACUAGGCCAGUUUUGUGAAAGUGCUGGAAAGCACCAAGCUGGUUGUGCAGUAAUCUGUGAAGAGAGAAACUUCCUCUUGAAUUCUUCUCUCCACAGAUACUGCCCGAACUGCUCAGCACUUUCUGUCUUUAUUUCAAAUUUCCAGCAAUCACAGUAACAGAACUUUGCUUUCUGUCUAAAUACUAUCUACAAGCUAGAAACUUGGGCUAGAAUUUGGAGUGAAAGUUAAAAUGACAACAAUUGAGGGUACAUUGAAUUUUGACAAGUGGCGUGUAACCAAUGUCACAGCCUUUGAUGAUUAUCAUCAUAAUGACGUCUUCACUGAAUAGGUUCAUGUGGUAUUGAAGGAACAUUAGUAGGCAUAUUGCUUAUAGGGUAGUGCAAGUGUAAUUGGAAGUCAGUCUGGAAAGCAAAAAUACUGCCUUGUACCAGACUUUCCAGCAACCCAGUCCCUCAACAAUAAUCUGUAACUUCUCAGUCCAAAAAUUUCCAAUUGUCCAGAAUUUCUUUUGAGCAGACCCAUUUUAGUUCAGUAAUUUAGGAGCAGGAAUCUGGAAAGUACAUAUUUGGAUCAGUAAAUACAAAAUUUCUGCUUCAUAGUGUUUGAUCACUGUUUUAUGCUUCAGUAGAUAUUUAUCUAGAAUGUUUUCCAGUUCACAGACUUGGGCAUUUACACAUUAAGUCUUUCUAUAGUCAAAAAAUUCAAAAGCAUUCUGGACUGAAGAGGUUGCCAGGUAUCUCAUUUCCUGGCUACACAGAUUACAUAUAAAGCAAGGUAAGACGAGCGGUGUCAACCCGGGUUCAAUUCCAACCUUGAACGACAGUCUGUGUGGACUUUGCAAGUUCUCCCAGUGUGUCUGUGUGGAUUUCCUCUGGGUGCUCAGAUCUUCUCCCACAGUCCAAAGAUGUGGAGGCUGGGUGGAGUCACAAUGGGAACGGCAGGGUUACAGGGAUAGGGUGGGGUGCACUUUGGAGGGUCAGUGUAGACUCAAUGGCCUGUUUCAGCACUGCAGGGAUUCUAUGUAAAAACAGACAGUUGAAUUGUUCUCUUAACCAUGGCUCUAGUAUGUCAUCAGGACUGAGGGAAAUGAGUAAACAGAAACCAUCUAUUGGAUUUGUGCACUUGAUAACUCACCCAUAGAUGCUUUGCUGGAUUUUAUUUUUCAGGUACACAAUGAGGCAUCUCAAUUGCCAUUAUAAUGGAGGUGGUGUGCUGGUUUGAAGAGAUGUAUGUAGAUGUUUUUUUUUGUGAGAUAUGAGUGUAAAAAGUUUAUUGUACAUAGUAAAUUUUAAACUUGUGUUUGAGAUUUGGGGAAGAUGGCGAGGAACAAUGAGGGUAGUCAUAUUUAUGAUGCAAAAUUGUUUUAGAACCACAGGCAAUCGCUUCAAUAGUGGCAGGUGCCACUCUGGGAAUCAUUGAAAGCAAUUUUGUUUUCAAUCCAUGCAGUUUUUCAGGUGGAAGAACUGUGCUGGGAAUCUGAUCGGAGCUGAAGAUCUGAGAUUGAAAUAUUAUCAAAAAAACCUUCAAAAACGAAAUGCUUCCAGAGAAAGAGGCGUGGAUCAGCUGAAAAGCUCUAAGAGAUUCAAAACAUGACCAAAUGCCCUGCUCGAUACCUGAAUCACUAAGAGAGUGAAAGUAGAGACAUGCAAUGAGCUUUAAAGGUCAUCAAGCACACAGUAGCUGCUUGUAUUUUCAGAGUGGUACUUGCUGCUAUGAAAGGGGUCAGUCUAGUCACAAUAGGAUUACUUCAUUGGAAGAGAGGACACACUAAAAAUGGUCUGGAGACAUUUUCCCAUGGAGUUCUACGGGUUGCACUGUCCUGAAUGCUACUUUAAACCCAGACUCCUAAGAGAGCGUAAACGUCUUUAUUCACCCUGAAAAUAAAAGUUGAUUUAUAAAAUGUAUGAAGCACGUUACAACUGAAUGGUUUCAAUUAAGAAUCUGUAUGUUUUCUGAGUGUUUAUAUUUACAGUCAAGAAUUUACAUCACAAUUUGAACUCAGUGUAUGUCAGUGGCCAACAUCAGCUGUAAUGAUGGGUCUGACAUACAGAGCACCAUGUUUCCAUUCUUCCCACGGCCCAUCAGGUACAAAAGGGUGAUGGCUGAUUUAUCAGAUCAGCUCCUGUAUGAUUGUACAGCAUGCUGCCAUCCCCUUUCCCACUCAAUCUCUGGUGUCUCACCAUAUCUUACUGGAAAUUAUGGGGUUUUGAUUUGUUAUGUGUAUCAAUUUGACCUGAAAGGUCUUCAGUGGCAGAAUCAGAAAAUCACUGCUAGUAAUAUUAGCAGGUGGGAGUUUGGGGUUAUUUUAAUUUCCAUUGUUAUUUGAAACAGGUUGUAGGAAAUCAGCAGCUGCUUUUUUGCACCUUGCAUGAAUUUAUUUUCCAUUGAUGUUUAUAUAUAAUGUAUAAAAUAAAUUAUUAUGGAUUUAAAAAAAGCUUGAAUCAAGCCUUAGUCCAUACUGUACAAUGUACAGUUCUGGACUCCAUAUAAUGAAUAAUAUCUAGAGACACUGGAGUCACAUUUUUCAGCAAUGAAACCAGGAAUGUGGGGUACACCAAUCAGGUCUAGGUCUGUCUCUUUUGAAAAGAGAAGCCUGUGGAGUAAUAUAAUAAAAGUUUCUAAAUUCUAAAAGGUUUUAAUAAAGUAGACAAAGAGGAAGUGUUUCUACUUGUAGCAACAAACAAAAUGAGAGUCUAAGAUCGUCACCUAGAAAUGCAAUUGGAAAUUCAGUAGAAUCAUCUUUGCCGAAAGAGUGCUGAGAAUGUGGAAUUUGUUUCCACAGUGAAUAGUUGAAGCAUUUAUGGAGAGGCCAGACAAGUAGAUGAGGGAAGAAGGAAUUGAGGUUUUUGCCAAGAGUUUUAGAUAGAGUCACAAUCAUAAAGUCAGGAGGCUCAAGUAGAGCAUAAAGACAGCACAGACUAUUUAGCUGAAUGGCCUGUUCCUGUUGCAUAUAUCCGAUCUACUGUAUAGAAUAGGGAAUGAUUUUCUAUUGCCCAAUAGUCCAAGUUAAAAUGACUCAUAAUGAAUGAUAUUCCUGUAUCUCUGUUCAUUAAGGAAAGGCAUUUAAGCAUUUUGAAUGGGUUGAUGCUGGAAUAUAAAACGCAGGAUUGUCAUGUUCACCCACUCUGAGAAACCCGGUUAUAUGCCAGCAGCAGCAGUAAAAGGUAAUGAACCAUGUUGUCAAAUUCCCUUUAAAGUUCCCAACAGAGUCUGGAAGAAUGGGUGGGUUCUGUAUUGCCAGCUGAGUAAUUUGUCAUGCGGCCUGUCAUUGGUUUAAAUAUACAAUCGAUACUUUGUUCUCGGCUUAUGUUUGAACGUCUUUGCCAUCAGAUUCUUGUACUCGAUGAAAUGGUACUUUCUGCACAGUUGUUCCCCACUGUCUGUGACAUAACUUUUGCAGCUCCCACCUUACUUGUGAAACUUGUGACAAUUGGGUACAUUGUGGAGUGAAUCAGGUGAAGUGUUGGCUUUUGUGUAACAGGUGGACAACUCGCAAUGAGAUCUGACUGGAACAGACACUCAGAGGAACUUUCUUAUAAGGAGAGGCUGGAUAGGCUGGGACAUUUUUCACUGGAGCCUAGGAGGUUAAGAGGUGACCUUAUAGAGGUUUAUAAAAUCGUGAGGGGCAUUGAUAAGGUAAAUAGCAAAGGUCUUUUCUCUAAGGUGGGGGAGAUUAAAACUAGGGGGCAUAUUUUUAAGAUGAGAGGAGAAAGAUUUAGAAGGUACCUGAGGGGGAGCUUUUUCACACAGAGGGUGGUGCAUGUGUGGAAUGAACUGCCAGAGGAAGUGGUAGUUGCAGAAUUACAACAUUUAAAAGGCAUUUAGCCAAGUACAGGGAUAGGAAAGGUUUAGAAGGACAUGGGCCAGUGGCAAGUGAGACUAGUUUAGUUCAGGAAACCUGGUUCAGCAUGGACGAGUUAGACCGAAGAGUCUGUUUCCGUGCUAUGCGACUCAAUGACUGUACAGGCUAGGACAUCGGAUUUUAAUAUGCCGUUAUUUGUAUUCCACGCAGCAGGUCAUAGUUACCUUGUGCAGCGGAUUUUAAACUUCUGUAUUGGGUGAACAAACCUGUUUGGAGAGAUUUGUAACUCAGUGCAUCAGCUUAACGGGGAGGAAUGUAUUGGAGUUGAUCAAUGAUAUCUGAGUUCUACUUUUACUAUGUUUGAACAUAUUGAUCUGAAAUAAAAUUAGUUCUG